AUUCACAACCAAGUGCCUGUGCAUUAUUUGAUGUUUGUUCUCAUAAGUUGCAUUUUCUGAAAUACCUGAUACAUGACAUUAACCAAAUAGCUACACAGCAAAUCUUGGCAAGGGAGUUUUCCAGUGUAGGAACACUUUACACCCUGCACAGAGAGUGGGAGGAAGUGGGUUAAUAUAGGAGCCCAAUUCCUUAUUUAUACCCUGGGGCAAGUUAAGUGUUAAUCAGCUAUAUUUCAAGCCAUAACAUAUAACAAUCUCAUUUCUUUUUAUAUUUGCCAAAUCGGACCAAUGAGCCAUUUUAUUCGUGUCUUCAGAUGGGCUUUGAGUAAAUCGCCUGAGGAUGUGAACAUCUGGCCUGUAAUUCCUGCAGCAGACGGACGGGUGUUGUACCCGCUCCGUCCAGCAGGGGGCGGUGUGCACUAACACACGACUCGUGUGGCUUCCACCAAACUCAGGGAAACUGGUUUCUUCAAAGCGGCUGGUGCAGAUUUAAUGUGCCCUAGAUUUUUACUGCUUGGUUUUUCAAUUCGGGAGAUAAUAUUUGGGAGGAUUUAGCACACUUCUCGCUCCGUUAUCUGCCGUGACAGUGGGAACAAUCAGCCUCGACGUUGGUUGACGUGGUCAGUUGGCGUGUCCCGACUUGGAGUGACGGCUGUGCAGUCCUAUGAUUCCUCCUAAAUUCCUCCCUUUUUCUAACAAACUACAUCGUUUAACUUUUAGUUAAAUCGUGACCGAUUUGCAAUUCGCCGGGACGCCGAAGACAAGCCGGUGUUCAAGAUGUCGGUAGCGGGCUUCAAGAAGCAGUUUUAUAAAGCCAGCCAGAUGGUCAGUGAGAAAGUCGGAGGUGCUGAAGGAACAAAGCUAGAUGAGGACUUCAAAGACUUGGAACGGAAGGUAGAUGUGACCAGUAGAGCGGUAGUGGAGGUAAUCUCCAAAACAUCAGAAUACCUUCAGCCCAACCCAGCAUCACGGGCCAAACUGUCCAUGCUGAACACCAUGUCAAAGAUCCGCGGGCAGGUGAAGAACCCGGGCUACCCUCAGGCCGAGGGGCUGCUGGGGGAAUGUAUGGGCAAGUAUGGCCGGGACCUCGGAGAGGAGACUAACUUUGGCGGAGCGCUGGUGGAUGUUGGAGAGUCCAUGAAGAGAUUGGCAGAAGUCAAGGACUCUCUAGAUAUCGACGUCAAACAGAACUUCAUUGAUCCAUUGCAAGGGCUCUGCGACAAAGACCUCAGAGAGAUACAGCAUCACCUGAAGAAGCUGGAAGGCCGCCGCCUGGACUACGAUUACAAGAAAAAGCGUCAGGGCAAGAUCCCAGACGAGGAGCUCCGACAGGCGCUGGAGAAGUUCCACGAGUCAAAGGAAGUGGCCGAGACGAGCAUGUACAACCUGCUGGAGACGGACAUAGAGCAGGUGAGCCAGCUCUCAUCCCUGGUGGAGUCCCAGCUGCAGUAUCACAGACAGGCUGUGCAGGUGCUGGAGGAGCUUUCUGACAAACUCAAAGACAGGAUGAAUGAUGCUCAGACUCGACCAAGACGUGAAUACACACCUAAACCCAAACCGAUCUUUGACUUCGGAGACGACAACCAAUCAAAUGGCGGCUACUCGACCUCAAUGGCCCCUCCGCCUUCACGCAACUCAGCCCCGGAGCAGCCGUGCUGUAAGGCGCUGUACGACUUUGAUCCAGAGAACGAGGGAGAGCUGGGCUUCCGCGAGGGCGACAUCAUCACCCUGACCAAUCAGAUCGACGAGAACUGGUACGAGGGCAUGCUGAACAGCCAGUCGGGAUUCUUCCCUCUCAAUUAUGUUGAGGUCCUUGUUGCGUUGCCACACUAAUAUACAAAGAGAGCUAAGGAGGAGACUGAUGGAGAGGAGGAAGAGGAGGAGGAGGAGGAAGAGGAGAGAGCAAGUAGAGUUAGGAGAGAGGGAGGAAAGCGAACCCAAGGGCUGGUCCGCAGAAUAUUCAUUUUCACCUUCGGCUCCGACGUCACCAUCACAGACGAGCACUUUUUGUUCUGGAGGAAGAAGUCCAGACCAGAAUAUCCACCUGUGUCCACCCAAAGGUAAAAGAAUCCAAGAUGGACACCACAUGUCGUCGCCCGUUAUCUGGCAGUCAGAAACAUUUCCUGAGGACUAACUGUUGUUACAUUUACAAGCAAUAUUUGUCUUUUAAUUUCAAAUUUCUGAUAUCGUAAAUAUGAUUUGUAUGAAAUCUGGUGAUUCCCUAUCAUCCGUUUUGUGCGACUGCAGUCUGUUUGAAACUCAGAUGGGUCAACAGUUCAAACUGUUAAGUUUCAAACUCAAACCUCCCAGUAAACACCAUGUGUAACUUGAAUAUUAUCUUCAUUUCCUAACUGGAGCUCGUCUCUUGAUGCCACCUGCUGGCGAGACCGAGAACUUCUUUUCCCUAAAAUGAAACCACACACGACUAGAUAUGUAGUUUAACUAAUUGUAUCUCAAAUUUAAAAAAAACUGCAUUAACAUUGAGAAACGAGACAAAAUGUGCCCCAGAUUUAGACCAUUUUCAGGUGUGGGUCUAUUUGUAAUGCUCUUCUUAAAGAUCCAUGUCUGAGCUGAUGGCUUCAGAAGACAACAGGCUCGACACACUGCUGUCCUCGUACGGUUUCAGUAUUUCAGUUGCGUUAGUCUCGACCUGCUACAAUAGUUUGUAAAAAUACAACUGCUUACUGAAUAUGUCAGAAGAUGUUGUAAUUGCACCUUGGUCCUCAAAUGAGAUUGAUGUGUGUGUGUGUGACGUACUCCACCAUUACACACAGACCCAAAGUUAAAUGCAGACGUUGCACCUUUUUUGUCACUCAAGGGAGGCGUGUGUUUGUUGUGUAGAGACACAGAAUGAUUAGUUGUUUAGUGGUCGUCUGCUAGUCUGUUCAAUAGAGGAGACGGAGCCAAAAAGUCUUUAUCCAAUGCAAUAGGAACAUCUCGCUCGUUUGUUGAACUAAGUAUUCUGUAACAUAGCCAUAUAUUCAUUUAGUUUAAGGCCCGUUUGUCUUCGCAUGUUCAGCCUUUUCCUUUGUUCGGUCUUUCGACCCGUUUUAGGCGCCUGUUAUUCAGUGCCUGAAUAGAUGACGCUGCUGGUCAGUCUUUCAUAGUCAUCGAUAAGUGUCCCACUAUUCCUGUCUGCCCUUGUGUCUUUGAGAAUGUGAAACUCCUCUGUGCUUUGAAACUUAUUCUAACCCUGUGAUUUUGAUGAUUCACGAUGGCUCUGAUUCAAUUCAUUUGUCAGUCCGUCGGGCUGAGGUGUCGUUCCUGUUCAGUUAUUCUAUUAGGACGAGGCUGGUUUCUCGUCCUGGAUGACACCAGCAGCUGGAGUCUAAUCCGACAUACACUGUACAGUAUGAAGGAAAGACCUGGAGGGAAAGGGAACACAUCAAGGGAAAAAAAUAAUCCUACGCUUUUGUCCAUUUUGACUAAUUUGGAGAACUUUUGUUGCCAAACAUGAAUCCUUACCAAACGCGUAUCGUCGGUCCAGCUGACUUUGAAUUCUCUGUGUUUGUCCAUCACUCCACGCUGCCAAACACUUUGGUCCUUGUCUCAUAUGUUUACAUCUCUGAUCUUACUACAUUUCAAUACUUGUAUCAAGUUCAGGGCCAAGUUAAAGGACUGUAGGAGGUGCUGUCUGGAUCACACUGUUAUCAAAUACAGACUUUGAUAGCUUUGUUUUAGUGCCUUUUGGAAAAGAAAGGAGGAAAAGUACCGCAACUAAUCCAGCAACCAAAACCUAACCCAGCGACUUAAGAGUAUGCUCAUGAAAAUGUCUUUUCUACUUUUUGGUUUUCAUUUCUAGCCGUUGGCACUUUUCCUGUGUAAAGAUGAAAUGCGUGACGUGUGCACAUUUCUGCACCGGUAUGACACUACAGGCAGUUUCCUGGACAUGUGUUGUUUCGACUAAUGUGAGGUUUAUCAGCCGGAACUCAUUUUUAUGUAGAUUUUAAUCCAUGUUUGAAAGAAAACAUGUCCCACUGAUUUCUGUUUUUAAAGGGCUAUGUAUUUGUUUAAUCAGUCUUAAAUGGUU
Anarrhichthys ocellatus (wolf-eel) is the source of this 4030-nucleotide messenger RNA. It is a transcript of the gene sh3gl1b, whose product is annotated as SH3-domain GRB2-like 1b. Gene Ontology annotation, biological process: synaptic vesicle uncoating. The transcript is spliced from 9 exons. The record is from RefSeq and is a predicted model, not a curated record. Lineage: Eukaryota; Metazoa; Chordata; Actinopteri; Perciformes; Anarhichadidae. Gene Ontology annotation, molecular function: protein binding. The coding region runs from base 778 to 1833 and encodes 351 amino acids. Gene Ontology annotation, cellular component: glutamatergic synapse; presynapse; cytoplasm.